Messenger RNA from Vigna unguiculata (cowpea), 3031 nucleotides. Its product is annotated as phosphate transporter PHO1 homolog 3-like. The record is from RefSeq and is a predicted model, not a curated record. Gene Ontology annotation, cellular component: Golgi apparatus; plasma membrane; cytoplasm. Gene Ontology annotation, biological process: phosphate ion transport; cellular response to phosphate starvation. NCBI's taxonomy places the organism in Eukaryota, Viridiplantae, Streptophyta, Magnoliopsida, Fabales, Fabaceae. Gene Ontology annotation, molecular function: inositol hexakisphosphate binding; phosphate transmembrane transporter activity.
CUAGCGAUUGGUUUACAUGACAUAAAAGCCUCACUGUCCCGUGUUUGCAGAAAGUGAGGUGUAUAUGUUACCAACUCAAACUGGAACAACAAACACAACCUAACCAAUUAUUGAUGCUUGUAUGGGACAGCGUGGACUCCACCUUCCGCAAUAAAAACUUCCUCUCUAUAUGAUUUCCACUCUGCAAAGAUGAUCAGAAGCCUCGAAGGAACCACCUUUUUGUUCUCUCUUUCUAGAUAGUGUAAUCCAUUACUUCUUCAUCAUCAUCAUCAGUCUUCAUAAAAGCUAGAAUCAAGGUUGCACAAAAAAGCCAAAAAAAAAAAAAUGAAGUUUGGGAAGGAAUUUGCUGCACAAAUGGUACCAGAAUGGCAGCAAGCAUACAUGAAUUAUGGGUACCUGAAAUCCCUCUUGAAAGAUAUCAUACUUCACAAGCAGAGAAACAAGGGUCAUUCCAGUGGCAGCUCAUCAGGUCUAAAGCGAAAGUUAUCACUCCACAGAACUUUCAGUGGCCUCACACAGAGGCACUACCAACCCUUGAGCCCCGACCAGGACAUUGAGAACCAACCCAUUUUGGUGCACUCAGUGCUGCGUGAGGGUCAUGAAAAAUAUGAAACUACCUUUCUCAUGGCUUCAGAAGAAGGUGGAGAGUACGAGUUGGUGUACUUUAGGAGGCUUGAUGAUGAGUUCAACAAAGUGGUGAGCUUCUAUAUGUCCAAAGUUGAAGAAGUAAUGAAGGAAGCAGCUGAGUUGAACAAGCAAAUGGAUGCUUUGGUCGCAUUCAGGGUAAAAGUUCAGAAUCCAACUCAGUCAUUUGAUUGCUCAGUUGAGAUGACUCGUCUUGCUUCUGAUGUGUCUGCUUCAACCACAGUUUUGCAUGCUAAUACACCCAGGGGGGUCCAGCUCAACAGAAGGAUUUCCACGGUAAUUGAAGAUAUCAAAGAGGAAGGAAGUUCCCAUGAUGGACAUUUAGAGAAGUUUGACAAUGAUGACAAAGAUAAAGUGAUUGAAACUACCAACAAAAAAGUUGAAGUACAAAACAAGAAGAAGAAUAUCAGACCAAUCAAACCCAUCAAACCUGCUUCUGUGGAAAUACUUAAUCGAGUGCAGCUAAAUAAUACACAUGAGACUCCUCGUUCAACUAUAAGAGGCAUUAUCAAAUACCCUGGCCAAGCAGAGUUAAAUUUCACCAAGGAAAAUUUGAGCAAAGUAGAAGAAACACUCAAACGGGCUUUCAUUGAGUUUUAUAACAAGCUUCGGCUUCUAAAGAACUACACAUUUCUGAAUGUGAUGGCAUUUUCAAAGAUAAUGAAGAAAUAUGACAAGAUCACAUCAAGAGGUGCAGCAAAAGCUUACAUGAAAAUGGUUGAUAGCUCCUGCCUUGGGAGCUCUGAUGAGUUCACCAGGCUUAUGGAGAGGGUGGAAAAUGUAUUCAUUAAGCACUUUUCCAACUCAAAUCGAAAUAAAGGAAUGCGCAUCCUGCGACCUAAACCAAAGAGAGAAAGGCACAGGAUUACAUUUUCCAUGGGUUUUUCUGCUGGAUGCACUGUUGCUCUAACAGUGGCGCUUAUUCUAAUUGUCCGUACGCGUAAAAUCAUGGAUCAUUCAGGAAGUAGCAAAUACAUGGAAAUCAUGUUUCCUCUUUACAGCUUAUUUGGAUUUGUAGUUCUACACAUGCUGAUGUAUGCUGCUAAUAUAUACUUCUGGAGGCGAUACAGAGUGAACCAUUCAUUCAUAUUUGGUUUUAAGCAAGGCACUGACUUAGGCUACAAUGAAGUCCUUCUCCUUAGUUUUGUUCUGGCAGCAUUGGCACUAACCAGCGUGCUUGUAAAUCUAGACAUGCAAAUAGAUCCUGUGACAAAAGAUUACAAAUUAUUCACUGAACUUUUGCCCCUUAUCUUGGUUCUAGUAAGGCUAUUACACUAUCACAUUAAGUUUGUCAUAGAGUUUUUUUUUCUAAAGUUACGUAGUGAAUUCAUUUUUACUCUGCAGAUUGUGAUUGCCAUUUUAUUAUGCCCAUUAAACAUCGUAUAUCGAUCAAGCCGAGUGUUCUUUCUUACAUGUGUGUUUCACUGCAUCUGUGCUCCUCUAUACAAGGUCACACUGCCAGAUUUCUUCAUGGCCGAUCAAUUUACAAGCCAGGUUCAAGCCUUGAGAAGUUUUGAGUUCUACAUAUGCUACUAUGGUUGGGGUGACUUCAAACAAAGAGAAACAAAUUGCAAGUCCACAAGGGUAUUCAUAGCUUUCUCAUUCAUUGUCGCUGUGAUUCCAUACUGGUCUCGCUUUCUUCAGUGCGUAAGGCGCCUGUUCGAGGAGAAAGAUAUGAUGCAAGGAUAUAACGGGUUGAAGUAUUUCCUCACUAUUGCAGCUGUUUGCCUCAGAACAGCUGAUAAUCUUGAUGGAGGAAGGCGUUGGAAAGUGAUGGCCUGGAUAUUCUCAAUAUCCACAGCCAUUUUCUCCACAUAUUGGGACAUAGUCAUAGAUUGGGGCCUCCUCCAAAGACAUUCCAGGAACCGAUGGCUCAGAGACAAACUCUUAAUCCCUCAGAAAAGUGUUUAUUUCGCAGCUAUGGUGCUGAAUGUCUUAUUAAGGUUUGCAUGGUUACAAACAAUAUUGAAUUUCAACUUCUACUUCUUGCAUAGACAAGCCAUGAUCAGCAUUGUUGCCAGCUUAGAGAUCAUUCGUCGUGGCAUGUGGAACUUCUUUAGGGUGGAGAAUGAGCAUUUGAACAAUGUUGGAAAGUACCGUGCAUUCAAGUCUGUGCCUCUACCCUUCAACUACGACGAUGAUGAUGAUGAUGAUGAAGAUGGAGAUAAGAAUGAGUGAUUUGUCAGGAACAGCAGGCAUAGAUCCAUUACAUUUUCAUGUCUAUCAAACUAUGUAACUUCUGAGUCAUAAAUUAGGUUUCUUUUGUCAUACACCUGAAAAGAUAAGUUAGAAAAUUCUAGUUUAAUAUAACAUGUGGUGCCAUUUUUUAUUGUCUAGAAGUUAAUAAAACCUUUACAAAGUUUACUUUUAUCAAAUCAAUUAUAGG